GGAAAAGUAUUUUCCUUUAAUCUUAUGAAAGCUACAAUAGCUUUAGAUGAUAUAUCCUAGCGAGUUUGAAGUCAGCGGUAUAAAAUGUCAUUUUCGGUGAUGGAUCUUGAAUAGAAAAUAAUGAAGUAAACAAUAGAUGGGAGGUUCUGUGACAACUGAAACAAGGACAAUGUCAAAGUACUUGGCAAUUGAACAGAAAUAUUAAACUAUUUCUCACAAUAGAAUUUGUCAACGGAUUCAUCCUCUUGAAGAAGCUCAGUCUGGGAAUGAACAAAAAAGAGAAGAAAAUGGCAUGGACAAGAUGGGAAUUUCCUUUGUUUCUGAUGCUCGGAACGAUGCUUUUAACGCAAGUCUCUACUGCAAGUGAUACUUUAACGCAAUCUCAAGAACUGUCGCUUAAUCAAACGCUUGUCUCUGCUGGAAAAAUAUUUGAGAUGGGCUUCUUCAAUCCAAGUAGGUCGAGCAGAAUAUAUCUCGGUAUGUGGUACAAGAAUAUCCCUGGUCAAAGGAUUGUAUGGGUAGCAAACAGAGAAAAUCCACUCCCAGCUUCUGACUCUGCCACAUUCUUAAAGAUUGGAGGUGAUGGGAACCUCAGAAUUGUCGAUGGCAACCAAAAUACCGUUUGGUCAACCAAUGUGUCUGUCGUUUCUAAUAAAACAAUUGGUGUACUUACAGACAAAGGGGAACUCAUUCUUAAAGACAGCGUCUCGGGAACAUCUUUGUGGAAUAGUUUUGACUAUCCUUGUGAUAUCUUGUUAUCAGGAAUGAAUGUUGGAUACAACACCAGGGCUGGCGUGAAACUUGUUUUAUCGUCCUGGCAGGCUGAAGACGAUCCAUCGCCUGGAAAGUUCAUUGCUGGACUUUCGGUAGAAAUGCCACCUCAAGGUUUCAUUUGGACAAAUCACUUGAGGCCUUUCUACAGAGGUGGCCCAUGGGUUGGGGGGAACUUCAUAGGCAUACCCGAUGGCAGUGAGGGGUCUCCAAAUACUGUAAAUGUAAUAGUAAACAAGCAACAGGAAUCUGCCUUUCUCCGUUUGAAUACUUCUGACGAUCCUUAUGUUACAAUCGUGGUCCUAAAUCCAUCAGGGCUAUUGCAGAUGAUGGUAUGGGAUGAAGAACUGAAUGCAUGGAUCGACUCGUGGAAGGUACCAGAGAAUCCAUGCGAUUUUUAUGGAAUUUGUGGUCCUUACAGUGUUUGUGACAAGAAUAAGUCUCCGGUCUGUGAUUGCUUGAGAGGAUUUGUACCAAAGUCAACUGAUGAAUGGAUCAGAAGAAAUUGGACUGGUGGCUGUAUGAGGCAAACUAAACUUCUAUGUGAAAUCAGUACAAGUGAUGUAGCCCCAAAGGUAUCCAAAAACGACAAGUUUUUGCAACUGAGUAAUAUGAAAUUGCCAGAUCACUUUAUAUAUUUAAAUGAUCAAAACGGCGCUCAGAACUGCGAAAACUGGUGCCUGAAUAACUGUUCCUGUACAGCCUAUGCAUAUCCAGAUGGAAUUAAUUGCACAGUUUGGACUUCAGAACUUAUGGAUGUUCAGCAUUUUCCGUAUGAUGGCGUGGAUUUGUUCCUUCGUCUUGCUUAUUCUGAACUGGAUGAAGAUAAUCAGAAGAAAGAACUUAUCAUCGGCUUCACAGUGGCUUCAAGCAUUUUCAUAUUGGGAAUCCUUGGAUGCAUCUUCUGCAGGUGGAAAGCAAAUCAAAGAGAAUCAGGAUAUAGACGAAAUAGGAUUAAAGACCACAUUCCGUCUGAUAACUGCCAGCAUUCAAGAGAAAUGUCUAUGAACAAUCUGUGGGAAGAUCAAACAUUGCCAAAAGAUUCAUCAGAACUACCGCUUCUUGAGUUUGCUAAACUGGCUACCGCAACUGAUAACUUCAGUGAAAUAAAUAAGAUUGGAGCAGGAGGAUUCGGCCCUGUUUACAAGGGAAAACUAGAAGAUGGACAAGUGAUAGCUGUGAAAAGAUUAUCUAGUCACUCAGGACAAGGAAUUGAAGAGUUCAAGAAUGAAGUCCUGCUAAUCUCCAAACUGCAGCACAGGAAUCUCGUCAGAAUAUUGGCCUAUUGCGUUCACGGAAAAGAGAAGUUACUAGUUUAUGAGUAUAUGGCUAACGGAAGCUUAGAUACGUUGUUAUAUGAUUCUAAAAAGAGCCAUCAGCUUCCGUGGACAAAACGCUUCAACAUGAUUGAAGGCAUUGCUCGAGGGCUUGUUUACCUUCACCGUGAUUCUUGUUUAAGGGUCAUUCACCGAGAUCUGAAGGCAAGCAAUGUUCUCUUGGAUGAUGAUAUGAAUCCAAAAAUUUCAGAUUUCGGAUUGGCCAGAACUUUUCAAGUUACUCAAGAGCUAGCAAACACUAACAGAAUAGUGGGAACAUUCGGUUAUAUGCCACCAGAGUAUGCAAUGGGAGGACUAUUUUCUGAGAAAUCUGAUGUCUACAGCUUUGGCGUAUUGCUGCUAGAGAUUGUCAGUGGAAAGAGAAACAACGGGUUUUAUGAGCAUGAAAGGCAUCUUAACCUUCUCAGUUAUGCGUGGCAUCUAUGGACUGAAAGCAAAGGACUAGACUUAAUGGAUAAAUCAAUUUUGGACUCGCGUUCCUCCAUAACGGUGCUGAGAUGCAUGCAUAUUGGCCUGCUUUGUGUCCAAGAUCAUGCUGCUGAUAGACCUUCAAUGCCGUCUGUUGUCUUUAUGCUAAGUAGUGAGACGGAUUUGCCUGAACCAAAGCAACCUACAUUCAUAUUUCAAAGAUGGUUGAAUUCUGAUAACCAAUCACAAACCAGCCCACCUCAGUCUGUUAAUGAUAUUACCUUCUCUGUGGCAGAAGGCCGAUAACCAAUUCAAGAGGUUGCAUGCACCGUUUUAACAUAUGUACAUGGCUUGUCUUAGUUACUAAUAUCAUCUGAUACCAUGUGCAAACAUGACUUGGGAAUGUGGGACUUAAUAUACUUGUAACCAUGUGUUUUGUUAUUGAAAUUAAAGUUCAGUGUUAUGUUUGUUUAAAACGGCCACUAGGUACAUGUUAUACCGCUCUUGGUCUAAGCUCUUAUCUACAUACUAUAAAUAACUUUUUUUGUUCUUGGUUUCUAUCACCAAUUAUUAUU
Molecule: messenger RNA, 3091 nt
Organism: Capsicum annuum
Lineage: Eukaryota; Viridiplantae; Streptophyta; Magnoliopsida; Solanales; Solanaceae
Product: G-type lectin S-receptor-like serine/threonine-protein kinase At1g61370
Exons: 7
Coding region: 267-2822 (851 amino acids)
Biological process (GO): protein phosphorylation; recognition of pollen
Molecular function (GO): ATP binding; protein serine/threonine kinase activity
Source: RefSeq, a predicted model, not a curated record